AUGGCAUUAGAAAUAGAUAUAGAUAAUGUAAUAUCAAAGCUAAUAGAAGUUCGAGGCACCAGACCAGGGAAAAAUGUUAACUUGACAGAAAAUGAGAUAAAAAUAUUAUGCCUUUCCAGCAGAGAAAUUUUUCUUAACCAACCUAUAUUACUGGAGCUCGAGGCACCCAUAAAAAUAUGUGGAGACAUUCACGGCCAGUUUUAUGACUUGUUAAGGCUCUUCGAGUAUGGCGGCUUCCCGCCGGAUGCCAAUUAUUUAUUUUUGGGAGAUUACGUGGAUAGAGGUAAACAAAGCCUAGAAACCAUUUGCUUACUACUAGCGUACAAAAUAAAAUAUCCCGAGAACUUUUUUCUACUAAGAGGAAAUCACGAGUGUGCCUCCAUAAACAGAAUAUACGGAUUUUACGAUGAAUGUAAACGAAGAUACAGUGUAAAAUUGUGGAAAACAUUUAUUGAUUGCUUCAACUGUCUCCCCGUUGCGGCAAUAAUUGACGAAAAAAUUUUUUGUAUGCAUGGCGGACUAUCGCCUGAAUUAAAUAAUAUGGAACAGAUUAGGAAGAUAACGAGGCCAACGGAUGUCCCCGACAAUGGCCUCCUAUGUGAUUUAUUAUGGUCUGACCCGGAGAAGGAAAUAAACGGGUGGGGAGAAAACGAUCGAGGAGUUUCCUUCACUUUUGGCCAAGAUGUAGUUCACAAUUUUUUAAGGAAACAUGAAUUGGACUUGAUAUGCAGAGCACAUCAGGUGGUGGAAGAUGGUUACGAAUUUUUCGCCAAAAGACAGCUAGUUACGUUGUUUUCUGCUCCCAACUAUUGCGGAGAAUUUGAUAAUGCCGGUGCCAUGAUGAGUGUGGACGAAACAUUGAUGUGUUCAUUUCAAAUUUUAAAGCCAGUCGAAAAAAAAAAGGCUGCUAACUGA
This is a messenger RNA of Plasmodium knowlesi strain H, 915 nucleotides long. RefSeq names its product serine/threonine protein phosphatase PP1, putative. The coding region runs from base 1 to 915 and encodes 304 amino acids. Gene Ontology annotation, molecular function: protein serine/threonine phosphatase activity. NCBI's taxonomy places the organism in Eukaryota, Apicomplexa, Aconoidasida, Haemosporida, Plasmodiidae. The record is from RefSeq and is a predicted model, not a curated record. The transcript has 5 exons. Gene Ontology annotation, cellular component: nucleus; cytoplasm.